UUUGUAACCGCUUGUUGAGUUCUUCCCUCACUAGUUCUCUGUCAGUUGUUUUACCCCGCAAGUACCAAGAUGAGUACAAUGAGAUACUCUUCUAUGUCCUCUUACGGUGGUCCUAUGUACAGCCACACUGUGCGGAGGUCUGGAGCCCCGCAGUUCAGUGCGAGCAGUGUUAGUGGUGUCGGCUCACGCUUAUCGGUGAGUCGCAUUUCCUCCGCCUAUAACCGGCCUAGCGGCUUCGGCGGUGCUAGCGGCAUGGUCAGCUCUAACAUAGGGGGAAUUUCCAACCAAAAGGAAACAAUGCAAGACCUGAAUGACCGGCUAGCCAACUACCUGGAAAAAGUGCGCAACUUAGAAAGUGCCAACGCCAAGCUGGAGCUCCAGAUCAAGGAGCACAUGGACAGCAGAGAAGCCAGCACCCAUGACCUGAGUGUUUACGAGAAACCGCUGAACGAUCUUCGCCAGCAGGUCUUUGAUAUGACGGUGGAAAAUGCUCGUUUGUUACUGCAGAUCGACAACGCUCGGCUGGCCGCGGACGACUUCAGAGUGAAGUGGGAGUCAGAGCUUAGUAUCAGACAAUCCGUGGAGAGCGACAUCAACGGAUUGCGCAAAGUCAUCGACGACACCAACAUUGGGCGCCUGCAGCUGGAGACCGAGAUCGAAGCUCUGAAGGAGGAGCUCGUUUAUAUCAGAAAGAACCACGAGGAGGAAGUCAAAGCCCUCCACUCCCAGAUCAGUGUCUCCAGUGUGCAGGUUGAAGUGGACUCUCCUCGGGGCCAGGAUUUGACUAAGAUUAUUGCAGAGAUCAGGGAUCAAUACGAGAAAGUUGCUCAAAAGAACAAAGAGGAUGCAGAAAAUUGGUUCAAGAACCAGAUAGAGACCUAUACAGUUGAAGUCCAACAAAAUAAUGAUGCUCUUGAUGGUGCAAAGGGCCAAGUGUCUGAUCUACGGCGCCAGAUACAGUCUCUGGAUGUGGAACUGCAGAGUCUUCUGAGCAUGAAAAAUUCCCUGGAAGGCACUCUUAGAGAUACGGAACACAGGUAUGAGAUGGAGCUGCAGCAAUUAAAUGGCCAGAUUGCCUUGAAGGAGUCUGAUUUAAUGCAACUCCAUGAAGAAAUGCAGGCCAAUGCCAAUGAGUAUAAAAAACUCCUGAACAUCAAGAUGAAGCUGGAGGCUGAAAUAGCAACAUACAGACGUCUGCUGGAUGGAGAGGAAGUUGGUGGGCUUGUUGAAUCAACAAAAGGUGCUGCAUCCCAAACUAUCAAGAAGACUGUAGUCACCACUCAGAAGAUGGUUGAUGGCAAGUUGGUGUCAGAGAAUGAGGUCCACAUCAAGUGAUGACAUGAAGUCUCAUCCACCUUCCAUUGCCAUGACACAUCAGUUUAACCCCAUGUAAUCGAUUGCUUUAUUGAUGACUUGGCUAAAUAAAGAUAUGGUUUGACUUGCAA
Mobula hypostoma (lesser devil ray) is the source of this 1445-nucleotide messenger RNA. RefSeq names its product keratin, type I cytoskeletal 18-like. NCBI's taxonomy places the organism in Eukaryota, Metazoa, Chordata, Chondrichthyes, Myliobatiformes, Myliobatidae. The transcript has 8 exons. Gene Ontology annotation, cellular component: keratin filament; cytoskeleton. Gene Ontology annotation, molecular function: structural molecule activity. The record is from RefSeq and is a predicted model, not a curated record. Gene Ontology annotation, biological process: intermediate filament cytoskeleton organization. Bases 70 to 1335 code for a protein of 421 amino acids.